UAUGUAUAUAAAUUUUUGUCAUAUAUUCAUUUUGAUAUAGAUAAAAAAAAAAAUUUUUUUUUGUUUUUAUUUUAUGUGACAAAAUUAAUUAUUUCUCUUUAUAAUAAUAAAUUAUACGUCAUUGUAACUGACUAAUGUUUUUAUAAUUACAAUUCAAAAAUGGACGUUUUUUCAUUGAACACCAUUCAGGAGACAGUUCAUCUUGUCUCAAUGUUCAGCUACAUGAACACAAUGAGUGAUUUUUUAUUCUCAAAACAUUUUAUAACUGAAGAAGAGAAACUCCAAUUGUUACCAGUUGCAGAAGGAAUUUAUCGCUACCUAGAAUCACCAAAUGAAACACCAAACAAUAUUAAUAAGAAGAAAAUUAUUCUCAUCAAGGAAAUAAUUAAUGGAAGUGAUAUUUACGGAGGUAAACCAAAUGAAUAUCCCGAUCCAAUAUUUGUCAACGAAUUAUUUAAAAGAAUAAUCACUUCAAUGGUUUUUGAUAAAUAUGGAAAUAUUUAUGGAUUUAUUCUGAACGUAACUCGGGAAUCAGAAACAAAGGAUGUAGGAGAACUGAUCCAAGAAAUGAAAAUAAGAUUGAAUUCCACAUUACCGAAGAUUGUUUUCGAAAGGGUAUUUAACGAUUAUUUGCUUCCACUGUUUCCAUUACCAAAUCAUAAUAUUAGUUUAACAUCCGUAGAAUUUAUUUACGCACAAGCUGGUGCAAUGUUUAUACUUUCGGGUUCAUCGCAUGAUAGUUUUAAAGAAAUUUUUGAAUCUAAAAAUUCUGAUACCAAAGAAACAAAUAAAUUCGAGGAAUAUUUAGGUUUAGCACAUGCAAUUGAGGAACUUAUUAAUUCCAAUGAAAUGGAUAAAUCCCUUGUUCAAAUAUUUACACUACCUGCAUUACUCUAUUAUGUCACCGAAAAUAGAGAUAAUGAUGAAACAACACAAAACAUUGUCAUUAAUCCCGAACAUGUGACAAAAGCUUUGGAAUUAUUGUUCACCCAUUUGAAAAUGACAAUUACUAAAGCGAGAAUAGCACAACAAAAGGAUUCACGUUAUCAGUAUUUACUUCUAAUGUCGGGCUAUCAAAAUCGUACACAAAUAGCUAGAAAUUUAAUAGCAAGAAACUGUUUCGAAUUGAAGAAGGAUUUCGAGGAUGAGGUAAUUAGGUACAAAAAUAAUCCGGAUGAAUUUUCAUGCCUCAGUGGAAAUUUAACCCAGAAGUUACCAAAGCUAAACAAAUUAUUUGAACAACAAAAUAGAAAUAUUGCUGAUAAAUAUUUCCAAUAUGAAAAAGAUACAAUUGAAGAUUUGUUUGGUGAGGAAAUUAAAAACCAAGAAAUUGUGGAAAUUUCCAGUGGAUUGUAUAAAGCUUUUUAUGCAGGUCCGGGAAUACUCGGAGCAGGAGAAACACAACAAUUAAGAGAUUCUGAUGAUCUUCUAAAAUUUCACUAUCAACGAACUGGUGACAUCGUUUACUAUGCUUUAAUUCGUAACAAUAAUACCAUAAGGCUAAUACAUAAAACUGAUGAUUAUAAAUUUCGUCAACAAUUGGGUUUAUCAAAAUGGGAGCAGUUUCGCGACAGAGAUUUUAGAGAGAUAAAAAAUGCAAGGGAGAAUUUUACCAAUUUUAUAAAUCGAAUAGCUGGUGAUCGUAAAGAAAAGAUGUUGUCACAAUUGAAUACCGAAGGUUAUGAUGCAACGAGAAAAGAAUGGUGGAUUGAUUUUGGACUUAAUUUACUACCAUUCUACACGUGUGUUCAAUCAUUUACGAAAAGAAAUCUUGACAUUGCACCGGGAUUAUGCACAAUGGAUGGAUUAAUGGCUGUGAAUUUUUUUUCUGAAAUUGGAAUGGUUGUAAAUAAAUUUCUCUUACGAAGCACAGCAUUGGAAUUAGCAAAACAGGAAAUUAAAUUCUCAACAUUACUUCUACGUGAAUCGGUGUCGCAGGUAGGAGAGAAGGGAAUUAUCGACAUUUCCUUUAAAUUACAAAAAGAAAUGUUGAGUGAAAUUGCAGUGGCAAGUGUUCGUUAUAUUGAUCCGGGUUUUGGAUUUAUUUUCUCCCUUGCUAAAUCGGCUUUUCGUUCACUUGGCCACCUAAUCAAUAAAAUCGGAAAAUCUAUUAAAUUCAAUAUCGUCAAUAAAUUUCUCAUUAAAUUCGUUAAUAUUUACAGUAAUGCUUAUACUAAAUAUGAAAAAUUAUCCGGCAAAUGGAUUUACUAUCGAACAAUUGAUGACAAAAGUUUUGGAUAUGGUUACAAAUUCAUCAAACUUGGAAAUAAUUAUCCUCAAUUACGAUCAGUCACCGAAACCGAAUCUGAAAUUCCAAUUGUCAUGACACAAAUAAAAAAUAAAAAAUCUUACAGAAAAAUUAAUCUUCUAAAUGAAGACACAAAACAAGAAGUGAAUCUACAAAAUCAUUUUCCAUUUGAACGUUCAGAGAAUGCAGAAACAAAAAUCCAAAUCAUCAGUGACAAUGGUUUUUGUGAAAAUACAAGAAUCAAAAGAUCACCAAAUUCUUUUUGUUCACGACUAAUGUCACUUAUAAAUAGAGAGAAUAAACAAAAUAAUGCAAUAACAAUUGCGCGACAAAAAAAAUAUCGUCUACCAAAUAAUAUUCAAGAUAUUUUAUUUACCUAUAUAUUUAGCAAUCAAAAAAAUGAAGAAGCAUUUAUUAUCGAUUGGAUAAAUGCCGAUAAAGAACCAAUAAAUUGGUCACAUAUGAAAAUUAAAAAUCCAGAAGAAUAUUAUAAUCUAUUGUAUUUAGACAUACUUGACAAUCCAUAUUUAUCCGAAUGGGAGGCAAAUCAACAAAUUUCAUCCAGUUAUGGAUCGAAUGAUAGAAAAUUAAUUGAAUUAUUUAAACCAAUAAAUAAUGUACGCGAUGAAUUUAUACAAUAUCGUGCCUAUGAAUCAAUGAGUUUUAUUGAUUUUUAUUCAUUAGAAAAUUAUUUACAUCGAGGAUUUAAAAGAAUUCAAUAUAAUACAAACGAAGCAAUAUUAAUGAAACAAGCAAUAUAUCGUUUGGCAAUUAGACAAACUCAAAGUACACAAGUAAAAGUUUUUAAAAAUUUAUUUACAACUGAAAUUAAAAGUUUAAUUGACAUUGAAAAUAUAAUUCAAAAUAAAAAUAAAUUUUUUAUUUUACCAAAUUUUACACCAACAAUGACAGAAGUAUUAUCAGCAAUGGAACAAGUUAAUUUAUUAAAUGAUCAUGGAUAUGUUAAAGUACUUUAUCAAUUUAAAAUGCAUACACCCUAUAUUUGUGCUCGUGUUAAAAAUGUUUUAAAAAAUAAUGUCGAACAACAUAUUCUAUUGCCGGGAACUAAAUUUAAAAUUGGUGAAAUUAAUGAUUAUACUAUUGGUGAUGAAACUGUUAAAUUAAUUGAAUUAUCAUAUUUUAAAGAUGUAACUAGAGAAAGAAAAAUAAAAUUAAUUAUGGAUCAAUUACAUGAAUUGGAAACUAAUAGGGAAUUUUUAAAUCAACCAAAUGAGAUUUUAUAACUACCCAUGAUGAUUUUCAAGAAAUUCCAAGAAAUAUGUAAAUAAAUAAUUAUAUUCAAUAAAUAAUCUAAUAAUAUAA
Molecule: messenger RNA, 3571 nt
Organism: Leptopilina boulardi
Lineage: Eukaryota; Metazoa; Arthropoda; Insecta; Hymenoptera; Figitidae
Exons: 2
Coding region: 160-3492 (1110 amino acids)
Source: RefSeq, a predicted model, not a curated record